This is a messenger RNA of Filobasidium floriforme, 511 nucleotides long. RefSeq lists its product as uncharacterized. The transcript is spliced from 2 exons. Bases 161 to 445 code for a protein of 94 amino acids. NCBI's taxonomy places the organism in Eukaryota, Fungi, Basidiomycota, Tremellomycetes, Filobasidiales, Filobasidiaceae. The record is from RefSeq and is a predicted model, not a curated record.
GAUCAGCAUCGUCCAAAGGCCAAAGGCCAAAGGAGGGUUCGAGAUCAUAAGGCAGCACUCCUUGCCACAUCCAAAGCUAUAGCAAAGCUCUAAUCUGCACUAGCCAUCUAUCUUUUCACCGCACGAUCCCGAACCAUCCAUCUCUACUCAAAUUUAUACGAUGAACACUACGAACAACACGACCACCACCACCUCCACCACUUCUGGUCAGACUGUGGGUGAGAAGGGGGGUAACGCCAUCACGGGUAUCUUUCAAGCCGCCAACGGUCUAGGAGAAGGUAUCCGAGGCAACAUCAACGCCUUUGCCGACUCGCUCGGUGCGGGGAUCAAGAACGACCCAAACACCGCUGGUCAGGACACGGCCGCUCAGCGUCACAACGAGCAGGUCGCUGCGAGGGGUGCUGAUGAGAUGAGGUCGGGUUUGGAUGGAUUCAAGAGGAGCUAGAGGAGAAAGGCAGGAUUCGGAAACUGGACGUGGCAGUGAUUGUAGCUCGCUCGUGGACUUGCGACA